Messenger RNA from Sinocyclocheilus grahami, 1104 nucleotides. RefSeq names its product zinc finger CCCH domain-containing protein 10-like. The record is from RefSeq and is a predicted model, not a curated record. Gene Ontology annotation, biological process: regulation of RNA splicing. The annotation marks the transcript as partial. The transcript has a single exon. Gene Ontology annotation, molecular function: RNA binding; metal ion binding. NCBI's taxonomy places the organism in Eukaryota, Metazoa, Chordata, Actinopteri, Cypriniformes, Cyprinidae.
GUGGGCACUGGGGACGAGGGAGGGUCUGGGACGGGUGGAGAGGGUAGAGCGACAGGGGUGAUCGGCUCAGCAGGGGGUAACGGAGGUCCCGGGGCCAUGGGAGGUGGCGGGGCUUUAGGAAACGGUGCUUUCAACUCCGGUUUGGGACUGGAUGGUGUUUGCCGGGACUUUUUGCGGAACGUGUGCAAGCGUGGAAAACGCUGCCGCUUCCGCCAUCCGGACUUCAACGAGGUUCCCGAUUUGGGCGUGCAAAAGAACGAGUUCAUCUUCUGCCACGACCAUCAGAACAAAGAGUGCGUGCGCACCAAUUGCAGAUUCGUGCACGGCUCGAAGGAGGACGAGGAUUAUUAUAAGAAAACUGGAGAGCUUCCGCUUCGGCUCAGGGGCAAGGUGGCGGCCGGAUUGGGAUUGUCUCCAACCGACCUCCCGUUGAGCCGCGGCGAGGUGCCCAUUUGCAGGGACUACCUGAAAGGAGAGUGUCAACGGGGCAACAAGUGCAAGUUCCGGCAUGUCAGGAAGGAUUAUGACUAUGAGGCCCCGUCCCGGGGUGUAGUCGGAUGCAUGAUGGGUGUCACCAGUGGAGUUAGUGGGAUGGUGAACACCGCUGGUGGUGGAGCAGGAGGUGUUGGCAGUGCCUGUGGCGGGAUGUCUGGCCUCGUUGGUGGUGGCGUCGGUAACUACCUGGGAAUGGGAUGUCCCAAUAUGGGCAGCUGCAGAGACCAGGGCAUGUCGGGUGGAGGUGGGGCCUCGAUGAGUGGCUGCAUGUCGAUGGGAACGGCGGGUCAUCGGCGCUACGACAGGGGCCCUUGCUCCGUCUACGACCCUCUGUUUGAGAAUGGCAUGUUUGAAGUGGGGCCGGUGGAGGCGCCCAUCGACCACACGACCUUCCAGCUGAAGAGACGGCGUUUGGAGGGGCUGCGGUUGACUGAUGUGACCGUCGGUGGACAUUAUGACCUCGGGGUUCAGACCACCCUGCCGACCCGACCGUUAGAGUACCGCUUACUAGAAGAGGAGAACGCCCUACUGAGGAAAAGAGUGGAGGAGCUUAAGAAACAGGUGAACAGAUGUUAAAUGUACUCAUUUACUCACCCUCAUGUUGUUCCA